AAUUAAAAUAAAAAUCAAUGUCCGAAAAUCAGUUAAAAGUGUCUCUCUCAAUCUGAGGUUGUUGGAAACAUUACGUCCUCGAAACUUCAGAGUUUUCCUUUUGUUUUUUCUUUUCCUCUUUGGGCCACGACAAAGGAGCCAGACCCCAGCCACCAGAAGAGGAAUUUCAGGGUCGACCAAACUGAAAGAGAGAGGCCGCCCCCGACAUCAUGUAAGCCCUAUUGCUCCCUCCACAGCACACGCUCAGCUCUGCUACAGACACAAGUAGACUCAAUUUUCCUGUCACUGUUCAAUCCCAACUCGACAUGUGUUCUCAACCUUGCGUGCCAGUAUAAGAAUCUUCCACGUUGUAAUAGGAGCAGUCGGGGAAGUGUUUGAGAUGGAUUUGUGGUAAAUUUUUUAUCUGGGUGGCUUUGGAGUCUACAAAGAGAGAUGGAGCCUCCACAAGGGUUUUUGGCUUCUCUGUGGAGUCUUAUUUGCUUUCUCCCUUUCUUCGUUGGGCUUCUGCUUCUGGGUACUAUUAAAGGUAUCAUUUUCUGUCCGUUGGUAUGCCUUAUCAUCACAGUGGGAAACUCAGCCAUCGUAUUAGGUCUUUGGCCAUUUCAUAUUUUUUGGACAUAUUACUCAAUUAUAAGAGCUAAACAAUUUGGCCCCGGUCUGAAGAUUGUUCUCUGCCUAUUCCUACCGGUUCCGUUGAUUCUUUGGCUGGUGUUUAGCAUUAUAGGAAGUAUCACAGGCGGAGCACUAUAUGGUUUUCUUUCACCAGUAUUUGCCACUUUUGAUGCAGUUGGAGAAGGGAAGACGAAUGAGCUUUAUCACUGUUUUGUUGAUGGAACUUGGGACAGUGUUAAAAAGAGUUGCAUUAUCGUCCGUGAUUUUGGAGAUGUUUGUUAUCAUUCGUAUUCAUCAUAUAUGCAUGAUCUGCAAGGACAACAACCUCCAGACAGAAAAUAUUAUGAGAUUAGAUUGCUUUAUCUUCCUGGUGCUAUUAUUGCUGGUUUCCUUGGUUUCAUGCUUGACUUUCCGCUUAUUUCACUUAUUGCCCUGUGCAAAAGCCCAUACAUGCUCUUCAAGGGGUGGCAUCGUCUGUUUCAUGACCUCAUAGGAAGGGAAGGCCCUUUCUUGGAGACGAUAUGUGUACCAUUUGCAGGUCUUGCUAUCCUUCUCUGGCCAUUGGCAGUUGUUGGAGCAGUUUUGGGCUCCAUGGUGUCAAGUAUCGUCCUUGGUGCUUAUGCAGGCGUGGUUGUUUAUCAGGAGUCCUCAUUUUGGUUUGGACUUUGCUAUAUUGUUGCGUCCUGGGCUAUUUAUGAUGAAUACAGCAAUGACAUUUUGGACAUGCCAGAAGGAUCUUGCUUUCCGAGGCCAAGGUACCGAAAAGCUGAAGGAAAAAGCACAUCUCGUGCACCGUCUUUUUCAAAGCGUAGUUCUUUCCAACGUGCAGAUUCACUUACACCCUUGCUCGAUCUGAAACCAUUUAUGGUGCUUGAUGGCUUAUUUAAGGAGUGUCGACGCCACGGCGAGAAUUUUCUUUCUGAAGGAUUAAUAACAGCAGAAGACCUUGAAGAUGCAAGGUCAAAAAAGAGUGGCACAGUGGUUAGCAUUGGCCUACCUGCUUACUGCCUUCUUCAGGCACUCCUACGCUCCGUGAAAUCCAAUUCCGAGGGUAUUUUGUUGAGCGACAAUACGACUGAGUUGACAACCUCAAACCGACCAAAAGAUACCUUCUUUGAUUGGUUUUUUAACCCUUUCAUAAUAAUGAAAGAUCAGAUUAAAGCACUAAACCUUUCUGAGGCAGAAGAGGAUUAUCUCUGCAAACUAGUACUGUUAAGUGGUGACCCCAUGAAGUUGAAAACUGCAAAUAUUGGUCCAGCUCCAGAGUCUGAGCGCAGACGAGCUGAGCUCGAUGCACUAGCUCGAAGGCUUCAAGGGAUUACCAGAUCUAUAUCAAGAUAUCCAACAUCGAGACGCCAUUUCCAAAGUUUUGUGAAGACACUGUUAGAAGAUCUGGCGAAGAAGAAUGGUGAAAGAAAAUCAACCGAUGGAACUCCAGCAUUGUCCAGAUCAAAAAGUGCCUUUGCUGUUGUCUUCCAGAAAUCUUUUAAGAACAAAUUAAGCUUCAAGGGCUCUGAUGAAAAGCCAUUGCCAGUUGAAAGAGAUGUGGAAAUUGAAUAAUAAUAUGUGUUUGUAGUAGAACAAAAAUCAUCUCCUUUUCAAUUUUGUUUUCUAAUUGCAAUUUUUUAUUUUAAUUUUUUUUAUAAAAUUGCUUGUUAGAUAUUUUCAUUAUGGAGUUAAUAUCAAAGAAAUUAUUUUAAUUGGAUA
Messenger RNA from Manihot esculenta (cassava), 2319 nucleotides. RefSeq lists its product as uncharacterized. Bases 433 to 2172 code for a protein of 579 amino acids. The record is from RefSeq and is a predicted model, not a curated record. Lineage: Eukaryota; Viridiplantae; Streptophyta; Magnoliopsida; Malpighiales; Euphorbiaceae. The transcript has 11 exons.